AUGGACGCCAACGCCACUAAGAUGGAUGACACCCACACAAACACCGUCACCCCCGACUCUCAGCCGGCACCUACUGAAGCAACUACUCAGACAGACACGUCGAGUUUCAAAGAAGAACCCAAGCCGGUCAUUAGCCUGCGCAGUGCAUCCAAAAGUGCGCAUAGCAUGGCUAAUCCUACCGAGAAAGUGAAGGUCAACUUCAUCAUUUCUCACGCCCCAGAAGUAGCUUCCGGGGUGAUUGAGGCCGUAUACAAAGAACUGAGCCGAGCGAAUGACAACAAUCUUGAACUUCGCAAGACCCCCCAAGGCUCGUACAUGAGAAUCAACGGUCUUGCCAAGAACAUCAAAGAGUAUAUCAACUUGGUACAGGAUGUGGCUAAGGACUUGAUCUCCAAUGAGUCCAUCGGAGGAUCUAAUUUUUUCAUGGAACCUCCCGCCGAAAUCGAUAGCGCUGCUCAGGUCCUUCUGCACACCAACCCUGUAUCGGGCGAAGUACGACCAAUACUACAGCCAGGACAAGAUGCUGUUGCCGGCCUGCAAUUUCUGGAGACUCCUGAGCAGUACAAGGCGAAACUGAACGACUAUCUCUACAAGUCGCUGAUCAAAGCCGGCCGUCUCAAGUUGUCAUUGACACUGAGAGUUUACUUAGGCCAGUUCAUGUUGCGAAAGUACCCGAAGGGCAAGGAAGUGUAUGGGUACAACGACUUCCAUGCCAUGGUGAAGAAUCCCCGAGCCUCUGGAUGGCUGAAGAACUGGAUCGGUGACGAGACACUAGUUAAAAGAGUCCUUGAUUUUGUCAGGAACAGCACAAACGGUCCGUUCCAACCUAUUGGCAACCAGGCGGCCGUAGCAGCGGAUGUCCUACCGCAAUAUUCUCUCGAGAUGCGCUCUGAGGGGACCAAGUUUGAUGUACCUAUCAAGAAGAGAACCAGCGAGAGGUCAAGAGGCACGAUCGCUUGUAAGCUCUACCGCGUAACUUCGAGUACACUUGAUGCCAACCCUGCCGAGGCUAAUGUUUAUAACUUGAGCCUUGGAAAGAACCUCGACUGGCAAUUGGAAGGCAUCGAAGAGGACAAGGGCGCAAAGACGUUCCCAGAAGUUACCCAGUACUUAAGAUCUGCCAAGGCCGAACUAUUAAACUCGGAGCGACCUCACGACCUUAACGUCUAUCCCAGCGUCAAGCUGGAACCCUCCAUCGCGGUGGAGAGUAAAAUCAAGCAUGUCGCGGUCAAGACAAUCUAUCAAUUCAGAUGGAAGGCCACAACGUACAUUGUCGAGAUCGCAGUCAACCACCGAUGGGACAGCAUCCCUGCCAUGAGAGCCAAGGCAGUGCCGAAGAUCGAACUUGGAAUCAGCAUCUUUGGAGAAGACUGGGAUUCGGAAGAGGAUGUGGUUGGGAACGUCUGGGGCGACGAGUUGGAGUGUCUACUUGAAGGCCUGCGAGGUGAAACGACGCCUAAGGGCCCUGACAGGGUUGACCAUUUCCUACGGACAGUUGGUGACAUUCGCGAUGCCUUUGAGCACCUCUUCUAG
Messenger RNA from Daldinia loculata, 1533 nucleotides. RefSeq lists its product as uncharacterized. The transcript is spliced from 5 exons. Lineage: Eukaryota; Fungi; Ascomycota; Sordariomycetes; Xylariales; Hypoxylaceae. The record is from RefSeq and is a predicted model, not a curated record. Bases 1 to 1533 code for a protein of 510 amino acids.